Molecule: messenger RNA, 6279 nt
Organism: Phyllotreta striolata
Lineage: Eukaryota; Metazoa; Arthropoda; Insecta; Coleoptera; Chrysomelidae
Source: the annotation of a GenBank genome assembly
CGACCCGCAAAAGCUGCGGACGACUAUCAUAGUGCGGUGAACCGAGUUCGAGCGAACACGCCGAGCCCCUCAGCUCGAUCGCAUCGCGUCCGAACACGUCGCAAUAUCGAAAAUAACUCAACCCGGCGCGGCCGACCUCGUUGCACGCGCGGCGCUUCCGCGUUUUCCGGCGCCGAUUACCCGAACAGUAACAGUCCGCGCGUUCCCGUCAUGUGCUUCGACGUGGUGCUCGUCUCGAGAUGACCAGGCAUGGCAGCGACGGUGCCGCUGGUCGUCUUCGCGUUGGCUCUGGCCGUCGCCGCUCCGGACUGGACCGAUUGCCCCGGCCCCUGCCGGUGCACCUGGAGCUCCGGCAAGAAGACGGCGAUGUGCCAGAAGGCCGGCUUCGCCGGCAUUCCCGCCUUGGACGAGGGCAUGCAGGUGCUCGAUCUCUCCGGGAACACCAUCGCCGAGCUGCCCAAUUCGGCGUUCAAGUCAGUGGGGCUGAUCAACCUGCAGAGGAUCCACCUGUCGCGCGCCGGUUUGGUUAAGAUACACCGGGACGCGUUCAAGGACUUAAUUAUACUGAUAGAAAUAGAUUUAUCUUAUAAUAAUAUCGCGUCGUUGGAUCCGGAAACGUUCCGCGGCAACGAGCGAUUGCGUUUCCUCUACCUGAACGGUAAUCCGCUUAGACGGCUCAGCCGAGCUCAAUUCCCCGCGUUGCCUCACCUGCGGACGCUAGAAUUAGAAAAUUGCCAGCUGGAAGCCAUCGAUAGAGAGGCGUUCGUUCAUUUGAACGCCCUAGCCACAUUGAAUUUGAAAAAUAACUCGUUAACCAGCCUGUCGGAGCCGACGUUCAUGAACUUCGCCCAUCUGACGACGCUCGCCCUCGACGGCAACCCGUGGAGGUGCGACUGCGAUUUGCGCGGUUUCAGAGAUUGGUUCCUGGCCAGCAUACUGCGCUCGAUGUCGCUGCGUUGCUCCGAGCCGGAGGCGCUCAAAAACCGCCAGUGGAAGGACGUGUCCUCCGAGGAGUUCGCCUGCCCGCCGAAGGUGUUCGCCUACCCCCAGAACCAAGUGCAGGCCGAGGCGGGCGGCAACGUCAGCUUCGGUUGCCACGUGCUCGGCGACCCGGAGCCCCAGGUCUUCUGGCUCUACGACGGCAGCCCGCUCAACCACACCUGGCUGGUGGUCGAAGCCGAGGAAGGCGUCCUCGACAAAUGGACCAACAUAAGCAUCUACAACGUGAGCGACGCGGACGUCGGCCGGUACACCUGCGUCGCCAGGAACGUCCUCGAUUCGACCGCCGUCAACGUGAGUUUAGUGCUUCCCGAGGUGGUGACGGCGACGACGCUGAGCAAAUCGGACUCGAAGAUGGUGUGGUGGGGCGUGGUGGUCGUGUCGAUCGCGGUGGGAUUCUCCGGCUUGGUGACAGUGAUUGCGGUGUGCUGCGUCCGGAAUCGAAGCGCCGGCCAAAGGAACCUCAAGGCCAGCGUCAGCUUCACCGACCAAGAGAAGAAGCUGCUCGACGUCAGCAUAGCCACGACGACCGACAGAGGUACGGGCAGUUGCGAAGCCCUAGGUCCUGAUAUGGAUAUGAUGGAUCCGCCGGUGCACAUCACCAUCGAAAGGGAACCGCCGCUGCCUCCGCUGGCGGUGUACCCUCCACCGCCGGAGUUUUCCGGUAGCGGCCUGCCCGCCGGCGCUUACGGCAACAUUUUCAUAUCGGUAUCGGUGAGCCGGGACCCGAGAGAUCCCAUCGUCGACGCCGCGCGGUGUCCGGAUCUCCUGGACCUGCCGCACCGGCCGAAGCAGCACGUCUAUCACGGCAUGGCGACGCUGCCCAGACGGCCCUACGCCGUACCGCACUACGACAACAUGGGACCCAGGGUGACGGCGGGCGGCAGCUCGACGCUGUCGCUGCCCGACGCCUCGGCCGCGCCGGCGGUGACGGAGUUGCCGCCGCCGCCGCCGCCGCCUCCCCUCGGCGUCCGGUUGACGCCGGAGUUCGUCUCUCUCUAACCCUCUCCCUGUGGUUGAAAUCUUCAAUUAGUGCCUUUGCUCACAUCAAUAUGUUGAUUUGUGUCUCCUGUAAGUAAUUUCACUAUAUUUUGUCGCUGGUUUUACUCUUUUUUUUGUAGUGGAAACGCGGUGGAAUGAAAGUUAGGUAGAAUGGAAACUUAAUUAAUGAAUGCAUUGCGGAACAAAGCAAUGUAAAUUAUCAGAACCGUUUCAAUAAAAUUUAGUACGUUAAUUCGGAAUUCCGUGUUGCUGAACAAUUUAUUUGAAGUGUUUUAUAUAAAGUUCCCAAUUAAUUAAUAACGUAUUGAGUGGUGCAACUUUCAGUCACUAAUAAAUAGCUAUAAACGGCAAAUUCUCGAAAUACUUUUGCAAAAUAUUCGUUAAUUAAAAAUGCCUUUAUUUUUAUAAUAUCCGGCUAUAUAAUUAACGUUUGAACUAUUCAAUUUCGAAUAACAACCAAGCCCAUGUAACUUUGGAAGUUUCAAAAUACGUUGUUGUUGAUAUUCGAUUUCGAAAACUACUUUUUAAUUAACAAAUUAUUCGGCCAAAACUCGAAAGCGAUAUCGAAUGUUGAUCGAAAUGUAAAUGUCGGGUAAUUCGAGCGUGUACGAAAUUUAACAAUUAAUUACUGGAAAGGGGGAAUCAGCAAAUUGAAUGAAGUAUACUUUGCGAAAUUAAUGAACAAGUCAAAUCGAAAUGUUUUCUUUACGACCGUCUUAGAAUGCGUUUACUUAAAGAGUAUUGUACAUACAUAAUUAAUGAAUUUUAUUGUAAAUAGUAAAAUUUUAUGCGUAUAAGAAUUCACUUUAUUUAUAUGUAAUUCAUCUGAAGUUUUCUGAUUUCUCUUUCGAACUUAGAACUAUUUUUUAAACAAAUAUUAAAGAUUUACAUAUACAAGAAACCGUUUGCAUUUACCAACAUUACUAAGUCAUCUUUAUCGCGAAUUUAAUAGCGUUUCCAGCUAAACUUAUGACUGACAAUUAUUUUAAAAGCGCCCCGUUUUUCCUCUUCCCCUUUAAUACCUAGUAUUUGCCCAAUGAUGUGUACGAGGUAACUUCUUUUAUAUCCCAUUUAACUAAUCUUGUAUUCGCCGUAAUACCUAUAAAUUCGAGUUGUAUAUUAGUAAGAGCGGGGCGUAAUAGUCACUAUACUGCCGUCGAAAAUGGGUUAACGGGUUGCUAAAUACAUGAAAUUAUAAUGUCGAUUUAAUGGUAGUUCGUAACUCUAAUUUAUAACUUUUAGAAUUGUAUAAAUUCAUUAAUAAUUUACGGACGAAGAUGCCAGAAAUAGGACGAAACGAAUUUAACGGUAGCUUUGUCACAGGGAUAAUUAAAUGGGUAAUUUUUAAUAAUGAACCAAUAUAAUUAGGCAGGAGGGUUUUUGUUGGCAGGCAUAGUGGACAUUCCCAUUUAAAAUUUAAAAUUCCCCUAUUAAAAUUAGUUGUAUUUAAUACUUAACAUCAAAAAUUAUUUGUAAAAGAACCAAAAUUAUUCAUUAGAAUGCUCAAAACAACCAUACUAUUCAUUGAAUUGACCAAAAUACUCAUUCUCCUUAAUAAACAUGAUUUUGUAGCCUACCCAGAACAAAUUAAGGAGAGAAUUACCCCAUAUUUUUCUAUACGAAAAUAAUUAUUAGUCCAAUUUCAAGCUUAAUUCCGGUUCCAUCACGGCGCGGUGGCUAUCGCAUAUUUUUUCCGAGAAAUUUUUCAUAUUAAUCAUCCGCGGCGGCGGACACUGAGAAAUAUCAAUUUUCUCUAAUUAAGUCAAUUCAUUAAUUAAACGAGGAUAGUAUCUGUGUCGCAUGUUCCGGGAAUAUGAUAAUACGAAUUUUUCAUUUUAAUAUUCGGGAGCUUUCACUGUGCUAGGUUUUUCGGCUCCGGGGUUUGUGGAUUUACUUUGUUCGGCUAAUUUUAACUGGAUUAAUCGAUUAUUAUUGAUGGGAUAGAAAUAUCGAUUUUUGUGUGGUUAUACGUUACUAACGGCCCUUUUUUGAUUCUGCCGCUGCGUUUCCACUGUGAGGUUAUUACUUGUUGAAAUUUUAUGAUUUUGAAUUUUUAUAUACCUACCAGAUGCAUUUACAUAUAUUUAAAUUGGAUUAUAUUUUGUAUAUUAAAUAGGUUUGAUAAGUUUUUACUAUACAGGGUUUUCCAUAAUUGGGUUUGUUGAAUUGGAUUACUGUGGUGGUCCAUACUCUUUAUGCGUCAUUUGAUUACUAAAGAAAAAAAGUUUUUAAGUAUAUUUUUUAUUGAAGUUUGAAGAUUUUAAAUGUUUAGGCAAAUGAUUAAAAAAACACAAAAAAAAAACAAAAUUAUAAAUAUCUAAUUCAAAAAACACAAUAAAUAAAAAUUAAAAGUUCCCAAAUGUGGACACCCUGUACAUACACUAGCGUUUUUAUGUACGUUUUCUAUUGUUGUGUGUUUUUUACGUUAUUGUAGAUAAAAAAAUCGUUACUAUUUUCAAUGUUUUACUAUGAAAGAAGCUAAUGAAACUACCUGUAAUGUUGUAAUGGACGUUUUACUGGUUUAUACUCGAUACAAGUUAUUAUCAAGAUUAGGAUUAAAUCGAUUAUCCCUAAUAAUCGGAGCUAUUAAUAGUUUAAAACUACUCUGGACCAUUCUGAAAUUUAUUACGCUUUUAGAGCUGUUGUAAAAACAGAAUUUAUAAAUUGUUAGGUACUAUUUUAAAGUUGUUUUUUAAUACCAGAGCAAAUGAGCUUUACCCAUUAUUGGGACAUCCUAUAUAAACAAACCAAUUAAGGUGGUUUUGGGCCUUUCUGUCCAGAUGCAAAUACGAACCAAUUACAUAAAGAAUUCCCGUGUUUAUAUUCCUUCCAUUAAUAUUUCUAAUUGGCAAAUUAUUUCCUUACUAAUUAGUCGAUAUACAGGGUGAUUCGAAAUUAAUUUUUUAUAAGAUUUUUAUCCCAUAAGAAAGAAUCAGACCAAAACAUGACUUAUUAAAAUACCAUCAUCUUCAGGGCUUUUUAAAAUAAUCUAACUCUAUAGAAUUGCCACGUUUUCCAGAAACACCCUGUACAUACUCCGGAUAAUGUGGCGAAAAAGUUAGGGGUUUUCAGUGCAUUAAAAUUUUGAAUUAUGCUAAUGAAUUUCCUCUUCGCUUUGAAGCGCUAUUCAUAAUUUCCCAUUACGUUGUUUUCGUUUCGAAUGCCGGCGAAUUUUUGUAGUUGUUCCCGAAAUGCACGUGUCCCAGUUUUCCCGGCGAUCAAAACAUCCAGCCGGGAUAGAAAUUUAGAACGAGACAAACAAACUAUAAUAUCCUUAUUCUCUUGUUCGAGGCGAGUUUAUUAGAGAUGGUCUUAUGAAAAACUUUUAUAGAGGUACAGAGGGACAGGGGUAACUGGAGACGCGAUCUGCGCGACUUUAAUUGCGCAGUUUCUUUCCGCUAGUUGUUUCUGCUGAUGCGUCAAUUGAAAUUAUUUCGUUUAUGUUUCGAGUAUAAACUUUGUAGACGGAAUCCCUGGCAAAUUUUUCACCCUAUACAGCAAAUAUUGCAAAUAACGUUUCGGUGUUUUUCUAACAUGUUUCGUGUGUAGAAGAUGGGCGAUUGUUAAACGAAGAAAAGCUGUUUUUCCUAACGUAGGUAAUUAAUUAGUUUCGAUUUUUUGCCCGGCCGCUCUAAUUACAGUCGAGAGCUUUUAAAUUGAACGGAAUAAUUUAUUUAUUUAGCGCGAAAUUAGGAAAUAUAUAUUUUCCGACUAGAUGCCGCAGAGGAAAACGGCUUUUCUUCUUCUCUUCGGUGAAAUACUGUUUUAUAGCGAUUUAAAAUUACUCCUAUUUGAAAAUCUGCAAAAACGAACAAUACAUAGGGUUAUUUUACUUUGUGCAGCCCGAAAUAUACGAGGGAAAUUGUUUCCUGUUUACUAUAGAAGGUAAAAUUGAAAUUUAUUUCUUCAGUACUGAAAGAAUAAAAAAAAAAUGUACUGUACAUACAGAGUGCUUCAUUUAUUAGAUAAUGUAUAAAAUUUUUAAAUUGUUGAUAAGGGUCUUAAUAAGAUAUAUACAGGGUGUCCCAAUAAAGCGAUAAAGCUGAUUUUAGAAAGAGAUAAAUAAGAAAUUACACGUGAUGACCCUAUUUACAAUUAAACUUUAUUCCUGUUAACAAUGGAACGCUCUGUAUAAAUUUAUUAUUAAUUUUAAUUUCCAUCCCGAAUUCGUUGAUUAUUCUAGAGACUGUUAUGAAUCUAAUUAGACUGUAAACCCAUCUGUAUAGCUUGAAUCCGACAUUUCCGAUAAUUACGAAUACUGAAAAUUACUUGUAAAUA